Molecule: messenger RNA, 690 nt
Organism: Alternaria conjuncta
Lineage: Eukaryota; Fungi; Ascomycota; Dothideomycetes; Pleosporales; Pleosporaceae
Exons: 1
Coding region: 1-690 (229 amino acids)
Source: RefSeq, a predicted model, not a curated record
AUGCCUAGUUGCCCACGUUACACCAAAGAGCAGUUGCUCGACAUGCUCCAAAAGCAGAUCCCCAAUGCCAUAGUAAAACUUCCAAGACCAGAUGCCUUCACAUUUCAGUCGUUGCCGGACGGAAAGUCACAGCUCUGCAUCGGCACCUACGUCGAAGGACUGAGUGACCCCACCACAGAUGAGUUUUGGGUUGGCUGUGGCGGCACAGCGAAGCCCUGGUUGGCCUUUGACAUCGGUAAAAAAGACCAAUUUUUCCAUGGUGAUGCAUUCUUCAAGAAGAUGACCAAGAGCGGACAAGUCUAUUUGUUCGGUGAUGGGCUCAAGGCUAUAGUCGCCUUUGUCUUUGUCUACUGCGACAAGAUGGAAGAAUUCUGCGACUUUCAAUUUGGCAAGGGCUUCAACAUCCUGGUCGAAAAACUCAGGUACAUGUUCCCUGAAGUCGAGGAGAGCGCUCUGUCUGGAAACGGCACGGAAGACGCCGGUAGUGUCUCUGCUAAAAUCUCAGACGCGGACGCAGACGUGGUCAAGACUCUCGAUGACGACCAAUCUGCAGGGGAGAAGCCCGAGGAACAACUUGUGAAACCGUUGGACGAUGUCCUCCCUAAGAAGCCCAAGAAGCGAGCGCUCAGCGUCGACACCGACACCGACACCGACGAGCACUCGGUGGAGAGGAAGCUCCGCGUUGAGUAG